UAAGACAAAACACAUUCUUGUAUUACCUCAUCGGAAACAUGGAUUGUACGGUUCAGAUCAUUUCCAGGGAUAUUAUUCGGCCGUCGGCGCCGACUCCCGACCACCUCAAAACCCACAAACUAUCCAUUCUCGAUCAGCUCGCUGCGCCUGUUUACAUUUCUCUCGUCUUCUUCUACCACCGGAAUUCCUCCAACCACGACCCGGCCGCCGUCUGCCGCCGCCUCCGCCAGUCCCUAUCAAAGACACUCGCCGUAUUCUAUCCCCUCGCCGGAAAAAUCGACCCGGAGAACUUCGCCGUCGAUUGCGACGACACCGGCGCCGAGUUCGUCGAAGCCCGCGCCGGUGCUCGACUCGCCGAUCUGCUGCGAGAUCCUCAAAUGGAGAUUCUGCAGAAGCUCCUCCCGAUCGAUCCACUCGGCGGCGUUUACGCCGGCGACGGCCCGAUUGUGGCGGUGCAGGUCAAUUUCUUCGACUGCGGUGGAAUGGCGGUGGCGGCGUGCGCCGCCCACAAGGUCGUCGACAACGAUUCGUUGUUGGAUUUCCUCACGACGUGGGCGGCGAUCUGUCGCGGCGGCGAGGCGCCGGAAUCCCGCCGGAAAUUCGGCGCCGUCGCGCGGCACUUCCCGGCGAGAGACCUCUCCGAUCAUGACAUCUCACCGGCGCUAUUUCUCGCCGACGACAGCCUGGUGACAAAGAGAUUCAUCUUCGAUAAGGACAAGAUUUCGUUCCUUCGAAACUCAGCGAGGUCGGAAACGGUGAAAGAUCCGACGAGGGUCGAAUCCCUGUCGGCGUUUGUCUGGAAACAUUUUCUCGAUAAGAAAUUAUCGAUCCCACCGCCGCUGGACUGCGGCGGCCGGGAAACCGCGUUCAACGGCGUGCACGUGGUGAACAUAAGGUCACGUGCCGACCCGUCGCUUCAAUUCAACGAAGCCUUCGGCAACGCAUGCUUCCUGACGCAGGCGGUCGGCGGCGCCGCCGCUGGCGACGGCGAUGCUCCGCCGCAGCUUUUCGAUCUCGCGGCGAGGCUGCGGCGGGCGAUAAGGAAAGUGGACGCGGAGUAUGUGAGCGAGACGGAGACAAGGUUUCUGGCGGAGAUGGAGGAGCUGAGCCAGGCGGUGGAGUCCGGCGAGGUGGAGGGGGUUCUGUUCAGCAGCUGGUGCAGAUUUCCGGUGUACGAGGUGGACUACGGUUGGGGGAUUCCCGAUUGGGUGUGCACGACGGUGCUGCUGCUGAGAAAUCUGGCGAUUCUGAUGAACAGCAGGAGCGGGGAGGAGAUCGAGCUGUGGAUCAAUCUGCCGCCGGCGGAGGUGGACUCGUUCGCCGGAGAUUUCCUGCGGAUUGGCUCUGCAAAUUAGGGUUUGGUGGAGUGGACGAUCUUGGGAGCUCCGGGGAGUUCAACACCAUACUCAUCCUUUCUCACUGAUGAAUCUUCCAUAUGAGUGUUUUUAACUAAUAAAAAUAUAUUCUCUCUCCCCACCCAAUUUAUUUUCUAAU
Andrographis paniculata is the source of this 1494-nucleotide messenger RNA. RefSeq names its product stemmadenine O-acetyltransferase-like. NCBI's taxonomy places the organism in Eukaryota, Viridiplantae, Streptophyta, Magnoliopsida, Lamiales, Acanthaceae. Bases 39 to 1355 code for a protein of 438 amino acids. The transcript has a single exon. The record is from RefSeq and is a predicted model, not a curated record.